AUGACUAUUGGUUCCGCAUUCACCAAGCUUGCUGAUGUGAGAUCUUUCAAGUCAUCUUGGAAGGUUCGCGUUAAGGUUCUUCACUCCUGGAGCCAGUUUAGCGGCAUGUCUGGUGAAACAAUGGAGCUGGUUCUCGCAGAUGAACAUAAGAAGGAUAUAGGCCGCUUAUCAAAUGAGUUGCAAGAUGGGGAAUGGAAAGUGUUGGAGAACUUUACCUUAUCUCCCGCAACCGGACAAUUUCGACCAACUAGUAGCAAGUGGAAGAUGUCGUUGUUUAUGAACACGGUGGUCUUUUGGAGCAUUCUGGAGCAUAUGGGACAUAAGGAGCAUGGAGGGACUUGGCACAUGGAAGCAGCUCAACUGGAUACGCAAAGGAAGAAGGGAGAAGCCAUCUUGAAGACCAGCUCGACCGUCCACUCGACCAACCGGUCGAGUUCCUCAACUCGACCGGCCAAGCUUCAACUCGAUCGAGCUGGAAGUCAAAGUCAAACCCGAAAAAUGUUGCUUCCCCCUUGA
Messenger RNA from Microthlaspi erraticum, 516 nucleotides. Lineage: Eukaryota; Viridiplantae; Streptophyta; Magnoliopsida; Brassicales; Brassicaceae. The record is from the annotation of a GenBank genome assembly.